AUGGACAUAAGAGAUUAUAAUGAUCAUCAAGAACUUUACAUAAAAAUAGCAGCAUCUGGGUUAACAGGCAAAUCCAGCAUCUACAAGAACGGAGUACUGAUCAGUGUGGUUCUGUCAGUUUCUUUAGUUGUACUGCUUGUAACUGCGGUAACAUAUGCCUGUAGAAAGAUUAAGAAAAAGUCUCACCAGAAACGCCAAGAUGAAACCAGAAGUUCAAUGCUUGACUGGACUCAACGCUUUCGUAUUAUACAUGGUAUAGCUCGUGGAAUUCUGUAUCUACAUCAAGAUUCACGCCUUCAAAUCAUCCAUCGAGAUCUCAAGGCAAGUAAUAUCUUGUUGGACGAUGGAAUGAAUCCAAAAAUAUCUGACUUUGGGCUUGCUCGAUUUUUCAAUGGACACGAUGCCAUGGCUAUGACGAAGAAGGUGGUCGGGACAUAUGGUUACAUUUCUCCUGAGUAUGCAGUACAUGGACAUUUUUCGACAAAGUCGGAUGUAUUUAGCUUUGGUGUUCUUGUGUUGGAGAUAGUGAGCGGAAAGAAAAACAGAGGGUUCACUCAUGAGGGUCAUAGUGACAACCUUCUUGGACAUGCAUGGAGACUCUAUAUGGAAGACAAGUCCAUUGAACUCACGAAUGCAUCUUUACACGGCUCAUAUGUGGUAUCCGAAGUACUACGAUCAAUACAUGUUGGAUUAUUGUGUGUGCAACGUCAUGCAGAAGAUAGGCCAACUAUGUUGUCAGUGGUUUUGAUGUUAAUUAGUGAGGGCGCAUUGCCUCCACCAAAGGAACCUGCUUUUUUCAUGCAAGAAAGUUUUCGUUAG
Molecule: messenger RNA, 819 nt
Organism: Lactuca saligna
Lineage: Eukaryota; Viridiplantae; Streptophyta; Magnoliopsida; Asterales; Asteraceae
Source: the annotation of a GenBank genome assembly